CUGUCUGACAGGCCACACGGUGAAGACAAGUCAAGCUGGAACAUGGCGUCUGUGAGGGGUCUACAGAAAUGGGUCGGCAUCGGUUUUCAUGCGUUUCGUCAACAUUCAGCUUUGAAUUCGUCCAGAGUGCUGCAGCAGAGGGCUUUCCGCCUCAGUGGAGCUCGAUGCCAGCAGCCAUUCGAUUCAUCAGUGGAGAAGCCCCAGUUCCCUGGGGCCUCUGCAGAGUUUGUGGAUCAUCUUGAGUUCAUCCAGCCCAACGUGAUCUCAGGAAUCCCCAUCUACAGAGUCAUGGACAGGCAGGGGCAGAUAAUCAACCCCUCAGAGGAUCCGAAGCUUCCAAAAGAGACUGUAUUGAAUUUCUAUCAGAAGAUGACUCUGCUCAACACAAUGGAUCGCAUUCUGUACGAGUCUCAGAGACAGGGUCGUAUCUCUUUCUACAUGACAAAUUACGGUGAGGAGGGCACACACAUAGGAAGUGCUGCAGCUCUGGAGCCCAACGACCUGGUCUUUGGACAGUACAGAGAAGCAGGAGUGCUGAUGUACCGGGGUUUCCCUCUGGAUCUCUUCAUGGCUCAGUGCUACGCCAAUGCUGAUGACCUUGGCAAGGGCCGGCAGAUGCCUGUUCACUAUGGAUGCAGAGACCUCAACUUUGUGACCAUCUCUUCACCUCUGGCCACUCAGCUUCCCCAGGCGGCGGGAGCAGCAUACGCUCUGAAGCGAGAGAAUUCGAACCGAGCUGUGGUCUGUUACUUUGGUGAAGGAGCUGCCAGUGAAGGCGACGCUCACGCUGGCUUCAACUUCGCCGCCACCCUAGAGUGCCCGCUUAUAUUCUUCUGCCGCAACAACGGCUACGCCAUCUCAACCCCUACCGAUGAGCAGUACAGAGGAGAUGGAAUCGCUGCACGAGGUCCAGGUUAUGGCAUGCUGUCCAUCCGUGUGGAUGGAAACGAUGUCUUUGCGGUGUACAAUGUCACAAAGGAAGCGCGACGGAGAGCAGUGGCUGAAAACCAGCCCUUCCUCAUCGAAGCCAUGACUUACAGGAUCGGCCACCACAGCACCAGCGACGACAGCUCAGCCUACCGCUCGGUGGAUGAGGUAAACUACUGGGACAAGCAGGACCAUCCCAUCUCCCGCCUGCGGCACUACAUGACAGCCUGCGGCUGGUGGGGGGAGGAGGAGGAGCGGGCUUGGAGGAAGCAGUCCCGCAAACUCGUCAUGGAGGCGUUCGAGAGGGCCGAGAAGCGCCUCAAACCCCACCCGGACCUGUUGUUCACCGAUGUCUACAACGAGAUGACCCCUGGCCUGGACCAGCAGAGAGAGUCUUUCUGGAGGCACAUUCAGCAGUACAAGGAGCACUACCCACUGGACCUCUAUGAAAAGUAAUAACCGUUUCAGGUGAGCGGAGGGAGAAAGGACCUGGGCCCAAUUCAAAAUGAAAUUUAGCCUCUGUUCUCUUCCCCAUAACUAUUUAACAAAGUAACUUAGCAAAGGUGAUUUUUAACCCUUAGAACUUGAGAGAUGCUGUUGUUGUUUUGCUGUACUAUUUAAAUAUUACAGUUACAUAAGACACUACAUCUUCAUAAGCUUUACGUGUACUGACACAUUUGAGUCUGAACAUCAGACUUUCUUCCGUUUGUCAACAAAUGUAAACGAUGAAUUUCCCUUCCUUUAGCAAAACAAGACUGUAGGCACUGUAUGAUGUCUGAACUCUGUACUCCACCAUAGGGCAGUGAAGAACCGGUCUGUUUAAAAAAAAAAAAACAGUUUCUAGUCUGUUUAGUCUGAAGAAGGAAACCUAGAAAGACUUCUGCAGCCAUCUAAAGGCUAGUGUCUAUCGCAGCUGUAGCGCAAUCAUCACGGAAAGUCACUGAAACAUUUCUUGGAAUAAAACGUCCAGCGUCAUUUAGUACAGUAUUGUUUGGUGUUGACCAACUUUGCUCUUCGCAGGUCACUCUUUUCAAGCUAAAGUCUAGGAGGUGAAAUACGAUGUGACUUGUAAUUUAAACGUUGAAACUGAGGUAGCAUUUAGUAACAGUUAGCAUUUGUCUGGUUAUCUUAAAGACUUCAGAUUCGCCACCUUUCUUGGUAAAUUUCAAGCCACAUGUCACCUAUUAAGGAUUUUUGUUCUGGAUUUAAUAUCGUAUUGCAGUAAAUAAUAAAGUGACGGGUGUAACUGAGGAGAGAGGGGUCAGUCUGAAUAUCGUUUUGACUGAAAUGCCGUUUGCUAGUAGAGAGCAGGAGUAGCGAGUAGGGGUUUAAAAUGUUCUUUUGGAUUGGGAUCAGCCCAGAGAGAGCGAGAGUGUGAAAACACAGGGAUUGAUUGACACAGUAGUUGCACAUGUGUGAAUUUCUUGUUUCUAUGCAUUACGUUUCUAGUAAUUCCAUUCAGUUUCUUUGUGAGAGAGCACACAGCUGAAGAGAGAUGAUUGUUUUUUGCAAUGCUUGCCACUAGGGGUCACCCCAACGUGCCUUUGAAUUAUAGACUAGUGUGGCAGUCUUGGUGAGCCUGUGUUUGGCAGUGCUCUCGUAGUUCUUGAAGGUAUUUGACAAGGUAUUUAACUGUUCAGUGAACGUGGUUUGUGUAGAUCUUUGUGUAAAUCCAGGUCAAUUCCCAUGAUCUUUUUUUGAAGUGAUCAACUCUAACAGAAUUGCGUAUAUCUUUGAAUGAACUGUAUCCACACGGAUCGUUUUAAUCUCAUUUCAGUGUAUUCAGUAAAUAUAGACCUACACAGCGACACUGCAUCAGUACAUUCAUGUUUUCAUGACUCUCCGCCUUCACAGUCCUUUGAAUGUGAUCAUGAGGUUAGUGAACUAAAAAAAAAAACACUUUUUUUUUUCCCCCCAGCUUUGGGACAAACAAGCUAGGGUCAGUGUUGUGUAAAGGGUUACUGUAAAAGUCUUGGCAGGAGGAGUCUGGGUGUAUUUUGUGUUAUUUAGUUGGGGUUUAGUUUUUGAAAUAUGAUUUUUUUGUUUCUUUUGUUGAUGGUAUUUUACUGCCAUCUAGAUUUCUAGUCAAAAUUGCAGCUUUCCAUGAAUUCUGAAGGGAAAAAGCAGCUCUGCCAGAUUUCAGAUUUUUAAAACUGUUACAGCUCUUAACUUCAGGAUGGCAUUUGAUCAAAUGUUGAGGUGUUAAAGUAUGCAUCAAUAAAUGAAACAUCAAUAAAAAGCAUGUGAAACAUGGUCA
Pygocentrus nattereri (red-bellied piranha) is the source of this 3184-nucleotide messenger RNA. RefSeq names its product branched chain keto acid dehydrogenase E1 subunit alpha (gene bckdha). The transcript is spliced from 8 exons. Gene Ontology annotation, biological process: branched-chain amino acid catabolic process. NCBI's taxonomy places the organism in Eukaryota, Metazoa, Chordata, Actinopteri, Characiformes, Serrasalmidae. Gene Ontology annotation, molecular function: oxidoreductase activity, acting on the aldehyde or oxo group of donors, disulfide as acceptor. Bases 43 to 1383 code for a protein of 446 amino acids. The record is from RefSeq and is a predicted model, not a curated record.